Molecule: messenger RNA, 3045 nt
Organism: Oncorhynchus keta (chum salmon)
Lineage: Eukaryota; Metazoa; Chordata; Actinopteri; Salmoniformes; Salmonidae
Exons: 2
Coding region: 834-2051 (405 amino acids)
Source: RefSeq, a predicted model, not a curated record
UAAAACGAUAUAUGGUGGAAGGAUCCACUAAUGUCUACGAUCCUCUUUCUGUAGGUGUCCUGCCAGCUAUCAAGAAGGGCACUAAAGUUACCCUCCAGUCCUCCAGCUCCCUCUCCGAUGACAACAAGGAGGCACUAGGUUAGUUAUUAUGUUGUUUUUACAGUCUUUUGCACCCGCACAUUCCCCUUCUUCUUUUCUCUUAUUGUGAGUAAUGGUAUUUUCAUUUUCUCUCCUCUUUUUUUCUUAUUUUUCUAUACAGUGUUUGGAGACAUGUUAUGUGUGAAGAAUUACUUUAAAUCAAAAUGUCAAACUCAUUCUAUAGAAGGCCAGGUUUCUGCAGGGUUUCACUGCACCCUUGAUUGAUGAAUUAAGGUCACUAAUUAGUAAGAAACUCCUCUAACCUGGUUGUCUAGGUCUUAAUUGAAAGGAAAAAACUAAAACCCGCAGACACUUAGCCCUCCAUGGAAUGAGUUUGACAACCCUGUAUUAAAUACAUUUUGAUUUGACUAGGGGCCGUCUGCCAGGUCCUGACCACCAGGGUGGGAGACAACAGUACCUGCAACGACGAUUACAAAGCCAGGCUCAUCAUCCAGAAAGGUACACUUAUAACCUGUUUUACCCAUAUCACCAGUAAUAACUUGUGUAAUAACCAGUGUAUUACCAUUAUAGUAAAUGUACUAGAUACUGCAUAGUGUUAUACAUGGAUGUGGCUUUGAACCAGUUCAGAAUAUGAGUGUGUUUUCUUAGGAUUGGUUUCCGGUGCCAGGGAAAGGUUCCCUGACUCUCCGUGUUCCUCUUCACCCAAGGACAAAGAGGAGGUGGUUGUAAGUGUCAUGACUGUCUCAUACCCUAAACCCUCCACCCAGGCAGCAUGGGCAGCUCCUGCCCAGACUCUGGAAAAAGAGGUGGGGGGGACUGAGGUCUCUGAGAUGAGUGACAGCUCCCUGAUGCCCACCAAGAACAGGCAGGACCCCCUGGAGAGGAUUCCCUCCCUCCUACCAGGCAAGGAGCACAUCCUCCUUUGCAGCACUCCCUGGGCCACCGUCAUGAGCCCCCAGACUCUGAAGUUUAUUCUCCACGGCAUCAUGUGUCGACUGGAGGCCUCAGAGUCCCCCCAGACAAGGAGGGCCAAUGACCCCUUCAGGCUGAUGAAGGAUCUCUUUGUGGAGGUCCAGCAUGCCCUGAAAUAUGCUGACAUCUCUGUCGUCUUUGGCCUGGAGGAGAGCAUCCAAUUCAGUGGUGAGGAUGCGGUGAAGGCCAUCGUGAAGACUGCGGCUAAAAGAUUGUCCCUGCGUUCGGACUCCAACCGGGCUCAACUGCGUGCCGCACGCUCUGGUAGCGAGGGAGCCAUCAGGUGCAUGGCGGACACCAUCACACAGGUCAUAGAGGACUGGAGUUUCGAAGGCCAUUUUGGAGCCAGGAGGAGCCGUGGUAGUGGGAGGUCACACUCCUCAACCUCCUCAAGGAGUGACGUCACCCUCACCGAGGAGCUCCUGGCUUGGAGGGAAACCCUAGACGAGGACCUAGAGGAGAUGGCUGAUGACAGCACUGGUUUGGAAAAGACCAGUGUGAGCUCAGCCAUCUCUGAGAAGUCCCAGGUAAUUAGCUACCUUUCUGAAAGCACCAAGCCCAUCAGCAGCGCCCUCUCCACAGACCUCGAGGACAUCACCUCCACACAGGUGAGACGGCCAAGAACCAGUAGAUCGUUUAGUUAUUUGGGCUGUUUGAUUGUGAGGCAUCGACUCAUAUCUGUUUCUCUCUCUACUAAGAAGAAAGAGAAGGAAGAAGCUAUGCAGAAAGAAGUGAGGAAGUCAGGAAAGAAGAAGCGAGGAAAUAACAAGAACCAGAAGAAGAACAAGGUGUCUCCUCUUGGCAAUGAUAGUACUGUGGCUGCAGAUGAGCCUAAGAAAAAACAGGCUCUCCUCCCGCGGAUCACAGCCGCCCUGGCAAAACUAUUUUGCUUCCCCUGCAAGAAAAAAAAUGCAAACGUAACUGUGCAGAAGACGAGUUUGGGAAAACCCUGCUGCCACCUCCCCAAACCCACUUUCUAAAUAAACUCUCAAAGCCAACAGAAGAGGGAGGGAGACAACCCCCCCUACUCACAACUCAUUUUAUUAUACCCCAUUUAAUUCAAUAAACACAAUUGGCAGCUAUUUUGAUCUUCUUCUUCUUGAGUUUUUGUUUUACAGACCCACCUGCAUGCAAUAGAUUCUUAAGGUCAAUUUGCGGUCUACUGUCUACUACCGUAUCAUUGUUAUGAGUAUGUUCACUGUGCCAGUCAUUAUAGCCAGUAUAGGCUAUAAUAAUGCCCUAACCUAAUUGCAAUUGACAUAAUAAGAGUUACAUUUGAAUAAUUCCCUCAUUUUAUAUUUCUUUUUAGAGGGAAUAAAUAUCUAAAGCACUAUAGAGUGCCGUCCCUAGGAGGGGUGCGUCACUUGAGUGGGUUGAGUCACUGAUGUGAUCUUCCUGUCUGGGUUGGCAUCCCCCCUUGGGUUGGGCCGUGGCGGAGAUCUUUGUGGGCUAUACUCGGCCUUGUCUCAGGAUGGUAAGUUGGUGGUUGAAGAUAUCCCUCUAGUGGUGUGGGGGCUGUGCUUUGGCAAAGUGGGUGGGGUUAUAUCCUUCCUGUUUGGCCCUGUCCGGGGGUAUCAUCGGAUGGGGCCACAGUGUCUCCUGACCCCUCCUGUCUCAGCCUCCAGUAUUUAUGCUGCAGUAGUUUAUGUGUCGGGGGGCUAGGGUCAGUUUGUUAUAUCUGGAGUACUUCUCCUGUCUUAUCCGGUGUCCUGUGUGAAUUUAAGUAUGCUCCCUCUAAUUCUCUCUUUCUUUCUCUCUCUCAAAGGACCUGAGCCCUAGGACCAUGCCUCAGGACUACCUGGCAUGAUCACUCCUUGUUGUUCCCAGUCCACAUGGCCGUGCUGCUGCUCCAGUUUCAACUGUUCUGUCUGUGGCUAUGGAAUCCUGACCUGUUCCCCCGGACGCGCUACCUGUCCCAGACCUAUUAUCAUUUAUGAACAUUUGAACAUCUUGGCCAUGUUCUGUUAUAAUCUC